AUGGCGGAAAACCUAACCGUACUUGAGCGCUGCAAUAUUCAGCCAUCAGUGCUGCCGGAGAACCAAACUCUGCCCCUCUCGCACUUCGACAUGGCUUUUCUCUUCUUACAUCGCGUUCAGCGUCUCCUCUUCUUCGAGUACCAAUGUUCCAAAUCCCAAUUGCUCGAAACUAUCGUCCCCAAUUUGAAAAAAUCCCUAGCUCAAGCUCUCGCCCAUUUCCCCCCACUCGCCGGAAAAAUCAUCUGCCCGCUCAAUUCCGGCAGGCCUUUCUCCAGAAUCAUCGCCGGCGACUCGGUUUCACUCACAAUCGCCGAGACCAAAACAGACAUUACCCAAUUCACCGGAAACCACCCCCGGCUUACCGACGACUUCUACAUUUUUCUCCCUCAACUCCCCGCGGCAACGCGUAUCGAAAACGACGUCGUUUUUCCGGUCCUGGCUCUGCAAAUAACGCUUUUUCCCGGGCGUGGUCUCUGCUUCGGCAUCACCAAAGACCAUGGCAUCGGCGACGCGAGCUCCAUCGUCCGAUUCAUCAAACUCUGGGCCGAAAUCAACCGAUCCAACGGUGGAGAUGCGAUCGACGGAAAAUUCCUGCCGGUGUACGACCGGACGGCGGUGGAAGAUUCGGAGGUUUUGGAUCCCAAUAUCUACUGGCAGAAAAUCAAGGCAACGCGGCCGAAAAUGACGAACAUGGCGAUCACUUUUCCGGUGAACAAAUUCCGUUCAACUUUCGUCCUGUCGAAAGACGAUCUUCAGAAGCUCAAACUCUACGUCCUCAACAACUGCCGUCCCGGUCUGCACGUGACUGCGUUCACAGUCACGUGCGCGCUCGUCUGGUCUUGUUUAGUGCAAGCCGAGGAAGCAUCGGAGGCCGUCGGCGCGGAGGUCGGCGAAUUCUUCUACUGCGUGGUGGAUUGCCGGGGGCGGAUGCAGCCGCCGCUGCCGGCGGAGUAUUUUGGGAACUGCUUGGUUUACAUGGUGACGGAGACAGUGAGGCGCGGGUUGGUGAUGGGAGAGGGCGGGUUCGCGGCGGCGGUGGAGUUGAUCGGAGGAGGUUUGAAGAAAAGACUGACGGCGGCGAGUAUUCUGGAGGGGGUGGAGGAGUGGCCGGAGGAGUUUGCGAAACGGACGAAUGUGCGGUCGUUGGGGGUGGUGGGUUCGCCGAAGUUCGAUUUGUACGAGGUGGACUACGGGUGGGGAGGGGUGAGGAAGUUCGAGCAGAUGACGAUUGAUGGGGUGAGACAGAUGUCGGUGAGUAAGAGUAGGGUUUGUGAAGGAGGUCUGGAGAUUGGGCUGUCGGGGAAGAAGGAGACCAUCCAUGCAUUUUCUCAAAUUCUUACAGACACCCUUCACAACCUCCCAUCCGAUCCUCUCUUAAUUAAUUAA
Andrographis paniculata is the source of this 1386-nucleotide messenger RNA. Its product is annotated as phenolic glucoside malonyltransferase 1-like. The transcript has a single exon. The record is from RefSeq and is a predicted model, not a curated record. NCBI's taxonomy places the organism in Eukaryota, Viridiplantae, Streptophyta, Magnoliopsida, Lamiales, Acanthaceae. The coding region runs from base 1 to 1386 and encodes 461 amino acids.